ACAUCAUCAAGUAGUACAUCACUCAAACAAUGUCCCAUCAAUGUCGAUGCCAUCAAAUCAUCUUAUGACCCUACAUUGGUCGAGGAUGGCAAGUACAAGUGGUGGGAGGAGUCUGGGUUCUUUAAGCCAAGACCUAGUAAUGAUGGUUCAAACAAGAAGUACUCGAUGGUACUGCCACCUCCAAAUGUCACUGGAAGCUUACAUAUUGGACAUGCCCUCACCACGACAAUAGAGGACGCAUUGGUACGAUAUAAGAGAAUGAUGGGUUAUGAGACACUAUGGGUACCAGGCCUCGAUCACUCAGGCAUUGCCACUCAGGUCGCUGUGGAGAAGGAACUACGUGCAAAGAAACAACUGUCGCGACAUGACCUUGGCAGAGAGCGCUUCCUCGAAGAGGUCUACAAGUGGACCGACCUCUACUCACACAACAUCAACAAUCAACUGAGAAGGACUGGUGCUUCGUUGGACUGGAGUCGCUCAGUCUUCACGUUGGACAAGCAGAGAGCGCACGCUGUCGAGACGGCCUUUCUCCGCUUCUUCCGAUCGGGACUAGUAUAUCGCGCUACACGUCUCGUCAAUUGGUGUCCAGAACUACGCAGUGUGAUCUCUGACAUUGAGGUGGACCACGUAACAUUCGAGAAGCCAACACACCACAAGCUCAAGUCCAGACCCAAGACCUUUGAGUUUGGCGUGAUCUAUGAUGUGGCGUACCAGGUGGAGGGCGGUGACAAGGUGACGGUCAGCACGACGCGUCCCGAGACAAUCUUUGGUGAUACUGCCCUGGCCAUCCAUCCGACUGACCCUCGCUACACUCACCUGCACGGCAAGUACGCCCUGCAUCCCUUCACUGGCCGUCGCAUCCCCAUCGUCCUGGACGACGUCUUGGUCGACCCCAAGCUCGGCACUGGUGUAGUCAAGGUGACACCUGCACACGACUUUAACGACUUCCAAUGUGGACAGCGACACAAGCUCGACUCGAUCAACAUCCUCACCGAGGCGGGCAAGCUGAACGACAACGUGCCAGAAGAGUUCCGCAACAUUGAUCGAUUGGACGCACGAUAUAUAGUCAUUGGCAAGCUCAAGGAGAUGGGCCUGUUCGAGGGCAAGCGCCCACAUGCCACAUCAAUCGCGAUAUGCAGUCGAAGUGGCGACCUGCUGGAGCCAGUGUUGCGACCCCAAUGGUACGUCGACUGCAGCGAGAUGGGCAAGCGAGCAUUGGAUCUCGUGGAGAGUGGCAAGAUCAACAUCAUACCAGAAUCAUACAAGGACAACUGGGCACGUUGGCUUGGUUCCAUUCAAGACUGGUGCAUAUCGAGACAACUAUGGUGGGGUAAUCCAAUCCCCGCAUACCGCGUCAUAAAGAUGAAGUUGAGCAAAUGGGUAGUGGGCGAGUCAGUAGAGUUUGCCGAACAGGAGGCCAUCAAGAAGUAUGGCCUGGUCAAGGGUAGCUUCUCACUGAAGCAGGACGAGGAUGUGUUGGAUACAUGGUUCUCGUCGGGAUUAUUCCCAAUUUCAUCACUUGGAUGGCCCGAGUCCACGAGCGACUUGAGCAAGUUCUAUCCUUUGGAUGUUAUGGAGACCGGUUCUGAUAUUUUGUUCUUCUGGGUGGCCAGGAUGGUGAUGAUGUGCACGACGCUGGCACCCGAGCAACAGGUGCCAUUCAAAACCAUCCUGCUGCAUCCCCUGAUCAGAGACUCGCAGGGCAGGAAGAUGUCCAAGAGUUUGGGCAAUGUGAUCGAUCCGCUCAACGUCAUCAAUGGCAUCACAUUGGAGCAGUUGAAGGUAACAAUCAGUCAAUCGAAUCUCAGCGAACAGGAGAAGAACACAGCCACCAAGGGCAUGGCUAAGGAGUUCCCAAAUGGCAUCCCCAAGUGUGGCACUGAUGCCUUGCGCAUUGGACUCAGUCAAUUCCCCAUCAGUGGCAAGGACAUCAACUUGGAUAUGUCAAGGAUCAUCGGACAGAGGUUGUUUUGCAACAAGAUUUGGAAUGCUACAAAGUUGGUUCUCUUGCAUGUCAAUCAACAUGAUACUGUGACAACACUCUAUGGUGCCAACAAUGGCGUGGACUCUGCUCCAUUCAAUCAAGAAUCCAUCUCAAUCAUUGAUCGAUGGAUAUUGAACAGAUUGUCAUCACUUGUGACGCUGGCCAAGGAGUCAUUUGACAAGCACAACAUGUCACAACUAUCACAGGCAUUGUACUCAUUCCUUCAGUAUGACUAUUGUGACUUUUACCUCGAGGUUACAAAGGUGGCACUGAAUCGAUCAGAGCGCAAGCCUAGCAAUGUAGAGUCACACCUAGUCAUGGCCAGCACACUGGAAUGCUUCCUUCGUCUUCUGCAUCCAUUCAUGCCCUACCUUACUGAAGACCUCUGGCAACGACUGCCCAAGCCAAAUCAAUCACCAUUGUCUAUCAUGAUAGCAGACUACCCCUCGAUAUCACAUCCCAACCAUCAGCAACUAUCAUUCCCAGAGUUGGAUAAUGUGAUUGCGGUA
Acytostelium subglobosum LB1 is the source of this 2493-nucleotide messenger RNA. RefSeq lists its product as hypothetical. The record is from RefSeq and is a predicted model, not a curated record. The annotation marks the transcript as partial. The transcript is spliced from 3 exons. Gene Ontology annotation, molecular function: valine-tRNA ligase activity; aminoacyl-tRNA deacylase activity; ATP binding. NCBI's taxonomy places the organism in Eukaryota, Evosea, Eumycetozoa, Acytosteliales, Acytosteliaceae. Gene Ontology annotation, cellular component: cytosol. Gene Ontology annotation, biological process: valyl-tRNA aminoacylation.